CCCUCAGGCACUUGGGGAGAGACGGAGGAUCAGAUCUGUGAUUCCAUUGAGCCAGGGCCAGGCAACAGGAAGAGAAGAGGAGGGGAGUCCGAUGCCAGUCUUGUGGCCCAUCCUGCCUUCCGGGUCGCCUGCCCUCAUCACAGGAGAUAAGGGCAAAAGGUCUUGCUGCUCCCAGUGAAGAGGAUGGCUGUGUUCCUCCGAAUCUCCUCCAAGAAGUGGGGCCUCUCGCCUGUGGCUGGGCUGGUGAGGCUUGCCCAUCAGGCCAUUUCAAAUGAGGGGAAAGGAGACACCUACAGCUAUGUCAUUGUCGGGGCUGGCUCCGCCGGCUGUGUGCUGAGCCACCGGCUGUCAGAAGAUUCCAGCAGCACCGUGCUGACCCUCGAGGCGGGGCCCAGAGACAUCUUCGUGGGCAGUAAGCGGUUCAUGUGGAAGAUCCACAUGCCUGCGGCCCUGGUCUCCAACCUCUGCGAUACCAAGUACAACUGGUAUUACCAUACCACGCCUCAGAAGGGGCUGAACCAGAGAGUCAUGUACUGGCCCCGGGGCCGCGUCUGGGGAGGCUCCUCCUCCCUCAAUGCCAUGGUUUACGUCCGUGGACACGCGGAGGACUACAACCGCUGGAGUAAGGAAGGGGCCGCGGGCUGGGACUACGAACACUGCCUGCCUUAUUUCCGCAGGGCUCAGACUCACGAGCUGGGCGCUGACCGGUACCGGGGAGGGGAGGGCCCCCUGUACGUAUCCAGGGGCAAGAGUAACCAUCCCCUGCACCGCACCUUUCUGGAGGCAGCCCAGCAGGCAGGCUACCCUUUCACCGAGGACAUGAAUGGUUUCCAACAGGAAGGCUUUGGCUGGAUGGACAUGACGAUCUACAAAGGUCUUCGAUGGAGUACUGCUAGUGCUUACCUCCAUCCUGCCCUGGCCCGACCCAAUUUGACGGCAGAAUCCAGAACCUUUGUGACCAGAAUUCUGUUUGACAGGACCAGAGCUAUUGGCGUGGAGUACGUGCAGAAUGGCCAGAAGAAAAAGGUUUAUGCUAGCAAGGAGGUGAUUCUGAGUGGAGGAGCCAUCAACUCACCCCAGCUGCUCAUGCUGUCUGGAAUUGGGAACGCAGAUGACCUCAAGAAACAUGGGAUCCCUAUUGUUUGUAAUCUUCCCGGUGUGGGCCAGAACCUGCAGGACCAUUUGGAGAUAUACAUCCAGCAGGAAUGCACUCAGCCCAUCACUCUGUACUCAGCCCAGAAGCCUAUUCGGAAGAUGUCCAUUGGGCUGGAGUGGCUCUGGAACUUUUCAGGGUGGGGAUCUACUGCCCAUCUUGAAACUGGUGGCUUCAUCCGGAGCCGUCCUGGUAUUCCUCAUCCUGACAUUCAGUUCCACUUCUUGCCUUCUCAAGUGAUUGACCACGGGCGAGUCCCGAUCCAGCAGGAAGCGUAUCAGGUGCAUGUGGGGACCAUGCGGAGUAUGAGUGUGGGCUGGCUGAAACUGAGAAGUGCCAACCCCAUGGACCACCCAAUUAUUGAACCUAACUACAUGUCAACAGAAGAAGACAUUCAGGAGUUCCGUCUGUCUGUGAAGUUAACCAGAGAAAUUUUUGCCCAGAAAGCUCUGGAGCCAUUCCGGGGCCGGGAGCUCCAGCCUGGAAGUCAUGUGCAGUCCGAUCAAGAUAUCGAUGCCUUUGUCAGGGCAAAGGCUGACAGUGCCUAUCAUCCUUCGUGCACGUGUAAGAUGGGCCAGCCCUCUGACCCCACCGCAGUUGUCGAUCCUCAGGCCAGAGUCAUUGGUGUGGAAAACUUGAGGGUGGUGGAUGCAUCUAUAAUGCCCAGUGUGGUCAGUGGCAACCUCAACGCACCCACCAUCAUGAUAGCAGAGAAAGCCUCUGACAUGAUCCGAGGGCUUCCGGCACUCUGUGACAAGGCUGUUCCCGUCUACAGGCCCAGGACCUUGGAAACCCAGCGAUAAGACCUGACGUGGCCCUGGCAAGGGAGUGUCCGAAGGAGAGUUUAUCUUUAAGAAAGCAGGCCCAACAAUGGCUUGACCUUAUUUACUGACCCAAAGCCAAAUUCUGGAACAAUUUUGGACAUAGAUACUGGCCCAUAUGGAUGCAAACUGCUGGCUAGGCCAGCCUUCUCCAAAACAGACUUUGCAGAAGACCUGUGUAUGACCUAUAAAUGAGGUGAUUUCCCCCCCCCCCCCCAGCCAAUGCUGGUUAUUUCUCUUUUAAAAGAAAUCUCAUUUCAGAUGUGUGGCCUAGAAACAGACCCAAAAGGCAGGUAAUUCAGGUAGCUAAUGACCUCAUCUUGAAGUCCACCCCAAUGACGACCUCAACUAGGAAAAACACUCACCAGUGAAACAUUAUCUUUUUCAAGAUCCCUGCCUGGGUCAGAGCCCAUCUGUGGGACAAGAGCAAUCCAGGGAUAUUCUGGGUCUCCUGAGAGGAGGACUGUGGGCUCCUCUUUAGAUCUUCCUUACCUUAAUUCCACCCUCCCACCCCAGGGAUGGCUUCUGCCUUUGUCCACAGGGAGAUCACCCAGGGCAGGGGAGGGCAGUCAGGGCAUCUGUACUCAUCCCCAUGGAGCUGGCUUAGUCCUCUAUACCUCAACAUUAGCUGUUGGGAUCACUGCUGGCUCCUUAGUCUUACAGAGCAGGCCCCUACUCUAGUAGAAUGUAAGGAACUUGAGGACAGGGAGGGCUUCACUUUUUGUCAUUUCUGAGACCAGGACCCAGCACAUUGCAAUGCAUAUAGUAGACAAAAUGUUUAUUGAAUUGGAUGGAAAGAUUCCAUGGAAGUGAUUGCCUGAAGAAUGUGGUAUCAGACCUGAGGGGACCAGUCUUCUAAUUCACAUUUUACUUGGUGAAAAACAGCCUUGAAGACCUGGCCCUUAUCCUUCCCUCUGUGGCCUUGGGCAAAUCUCUUUUUAUGAACCUGUUUCCGUCGAGUUCUCCCCAUCCCCCACCUUGUAGGAUUAGAGGUGGGCUGGGUUGGGGAGGGGGGCUGUCUGAGGACCAAAUGAGACAAAUGCAUGUGAAAGUGUUUUCUACAAAGCCCUACGACAGCCAUCGGGUAUUUUGGGUUCCUUCUAGCUAAGAUUCACAUAGUGCUUUGAGGUUUGGAAGACAGCCAACACAUAUUACCUCAUUCAGGUACUAAAUGGAGGUCUUGGCUUCUUAAAAACUCAAUGGAAUUUGCAGCCUUGGGAACCAUGUACAUACUCACAGACACACAGACACAUAUGCACACAGAGCCGGUGAGGUUUGAACUGAAGCUCAGGGACCAUGUAAGCCUACCAGGCCUGAGCUGUGCUUUCCUUUUGGACACCUUCCUCCACCCGUGGUCAUCCAGCCUUGGCUUGAAGACCCCCCAGCGAUGGAAAACCAUGCCAACCCAUUCCAUCUCUGGAGACCUUGACUUGCUAGGAGGUUUUCCCUUAUACGGAGCUGUGAUUUCAACUCAUUCAUGAAGUUAGCUCUUCGUCAGGUAUAGGUUGAACUGGGUGACCUUGAAGGCCCCUUCCAGCUCUUAGCUGCUGUGAUACUGGAGAACUGGGCCACCAUCUCUGCCAGGCAUGGCACAGUCCAUGGGUACCAGACUGCUGGGACUCCUUAGCAGAAAUCAGUCUUUGGACCUGAAAAUACCAGGCCUGAGCUCUAUCAUGUCUUCAUUAGGAGGAUCUUGGGUUUUUUUGGGGGGGGGGAGAGUUGGGAAGAGUUCUCUUGCAUCAGUCAGCUGGGCUUUCUGGGAUAGCCAUAGUCUGGACCCUCAAGCAGCAUCCACCUCAUUCCACAGAACCAGGUACCCCGAAAACUUCCCUUGUCUGUCGAUUUCAGAUGUGAAUUUCACUCCAGUCUGUUAGCAAUAGAACAAGGAGCUACUCACCAUUAGUGGGUGAUCUCAAGUGAGAAUCUCCUAGAGUUCACAGGAUAUCACCAUAGCAUAUCAUGGACUCUUAACGUGAACAGAUAAAACUGAAAUUUGAAUUAAAUGAAUAAAAUAGGAGUCAAUAAA
Molecule: messenger RNA, 4000 nt
Organism: Vombatus ursinus (common wombat)
Lineage: Eukaryota; Metazoa; Chordata; Mammalia; Diprotodontia; Vombatidae
Gene: CHDH
Product: choline dehydrogenase
Exons: 9
Coding region: 184-1956 (590 amino acids)
Cellular component (GO): mitochondrial inner membrane
Molecular function (GO): flavin adenine dinucleotide binding; choline dehydrogenase activity
Source: RefSeq, a predicted model, not a curated record